CUGUGAAUCCUUUCAUUCGUUCACCGCGGCCGCAGCGCGAGAGAGAGAGAGAGAGAGAGAGAGAGAGAGAGAGCGAGAGAUGGGGCGAAGGAUCCUGAACGAGGCUUUGAGGACCAUAGUCAAUGCGGAAAGGAGAGGCAAGGCCACCGCCAACCUGCAGCCAGUCUCCACAGUCAUGGCCUCCUUCCUCCAAAUUAUGAAAUUUCGAGGUUACAUCAAAGAUUUCCAGGUGUUUGAUCCUCAUAGAGUGGGAAGGAUUACUGUGCAAUUGCAAGGAAGGGUAAAUGAUUGCAAAGCUCUUACCUAUAGGCAGGAUAUCAAAGCAAAGGACAUUGAAGAGUAUAGGAUUCGAACCUUGCCCACACGCCAAUGGGGUUACGUUGUGAUCACCACUCCCAAUGGUGUCUUAGAUCAUGAGGAAGCAAUCAAGCAAAAUGUGGGCGGGCAGGUUCUUGGCUAUUUUCAUUGAUAAAGUUUAGAUAUGAGAGGUGUUACUUCAUGCAUGCUUUGAGAAGAAUUCUUGAUGUUUUUACUCAAAAUUUCAGGCUAUAUAUCUCCUGCAUUAUUAUGUACUGUGGAGAUGUGUCCCUCUGUUAUGUGUAGGUUUUUGUUUCUUGUAGUGAUAAACCAAGAAGAACAUAAUGAUUAUUACCAUCAUUUGAGACA
This is a messenger RNA of Dioscorea cayenensis subsp. rotundata (Guinea yam), 666 nucleotides long. Its product is annotated as 40S ribosomal protein S15a-5-like. Gene Ontology annotation, molecular function: structural constituent of ribosome. Gene Ontology annotation, biological process: translation. The coding region runs from base 80 to 469 and encodes 129 amino acids. The record is from RefSeq and is a predicted model, not a curated record. Gene Ontology annotation, cellular component: cytosolic small ribosomal subunit; ribosome. Lineage: Eukaryota; Viridiplantae; Streptophyta; Magnoliopsida; Dioscoreales; Dioscoreaceae. The transcript has 3 exons.